AUGAGUGGAACUUAUGCUAUCGAAACUUCCAGUAGCAUGGAUACAUAUGGUUAUUUAUACAAUAAUACGUUUGAUCCUGCUUCUAUAAGUACGAAUCUCUUGGCAGAGAAUGAUGAUGGUCCCAGCAGUACCAAUUUCCAGAUCUCGAUAUAUCUUCAAGCUCUGACACGAUACAUUGUGGUUGUAACAACAUAUGAUCCAAGUACAACAGGAACAUUUUCAAUUGUUGCAAGUGGUAUAGCAUCGGUUAUAUUUUCUCCAAUAAAUUCAUCAAGUAAGAACUCAAUUUAUUUCAGAGAACUUCCUUAA
Molecule: messenger RNA, 309 nt
Organism: Rotaria sp. Silwood2
Lineage: Eukaryota; Metazoa; Rotifera; Eurotatoria; Philodinida; Philodinidae
Source: the annotation of a GenBank genome assembly